Messenger RNA from Ectocarpus siliculosus, 1263 nucleotides. Lineage: Eukaryota; Phaeophyceae; Ectocarpales; Ectocarpaceae. The record is from the annotation of a GenBank genome assembly.
AUGAUGAGGAGGACUCGCUCCAUGAUCAACAACACUUUCGGCCGUAUGUCGCUUAGGGUACCGGUCAUCUCUCCCCGGUCGGUUGUGCCGGAGACGGAGACCGAGACGGAUGCCACCUGCAUGCCUCCUUCCCCCGCCGCUGCCCCGCCCUCGCCAGCGACGGCUUCCCCUCCGGGAGAGGUUUCUCCGGAGAUUCCGUGCCGAGAACAGCGUCUGUUGGGGACUGUAGGGGGCGGGGAGGCCGCAGGGUGCUGUGCUUUGCACAUGGGCGGUGGCGACAAGGAAUAUGAUGACGACGACGAGAGCUCAGCGUUGCUGAGGCAGCCGCCGAUGGGGUCAAGCAUGACGUCGUCCUCGGCGUUUUUCCCGCCUGACACUGCGAGCGAUGACGACCAAGCGCAAGGCGAUUGCGAUGGUGAUGGCGAUGGGUGGGUAGAUGCAAGGGACAGGAGGACGGAGGCGUCAGAGAAGGGAAAUAAGCAUGACCUAGCGGGCGUGCGCGCCGCGGGCGGGGCGGGAACGGGAGCAGAGCUCCUUACGGCAACGGUUAGCGCUCGACAGGACACGUUUAGCGAGCAGUCCGGUGGGGAGGUGCCCCGCCUGGACCGAGAAGAGGAGGAGGAGGAGAUCGUGGCUCUCUCUAGCUACCUGGCCUGUGCGAGGGGUCGAGGGUGGCCAUGGUCCGGCAAGGACAUCCUCUGGGCCGAGUACGUGUCGCUCAACGGUCACCACAGGUGGGUCCGAGCGGAGCACUGUCGCCAUGCGCUCCUCCUCGUCCGCGGUUGGCUGUAUCUCCUAGAGCUGCCCACAGAAGCGGUCACUCGGCACCGGACGAAAGGCCUCACUACCAGCGCCAGGGGAAGCUGGUACGUUGGGCUGAACGCCUGUGACCUCAGCCACCUCUCUGUGCCCCUCGCGCCCACCGAGCCGUGGGGAGCAUGCGGGGCAAGAAGCGACUUGGAGGCCCCCAGCUGCGGCCUGAUCCUUCACAAGCGGGGUGUGCUUGGCGCGCUGGCUUGGGUGGAGUGCCGCAGCGCAGCCAGCCGUGACGCCCUUGUUGACCAGGUUAGCGCCUGGGCGAGGGCCGCCGGAACGAAAGGCACCGCUAGCAGGUCUUUCCGGGUGGAGCCGCGUUCGUCGGCACACCUGUCGGCUGGGUUUGGUGGAGAGCGCCGGGGGAGGAAAGUGGCUAGCUUGACGGACGAGAGGCAGGCGUGUCCAUUGUGCUUGGCCAUGGAAGGAGACCGAUGGAUUGCUGCAUGA